Molecule: messenger RNA, 6911 nt
Organism: Betta splendens (Siamese fighting fish)
Lineage: Eukaryota; Metazoa; Chordata; Actinopteri; Anabantiformes; Osphronemidae
Gene: kdm5a
Product: lysine (K)-specific demethylase 5A
Exons: 28
Coding region: 1056-6314 (1752 amino acids)
Biological process (GO): chromatin remodeling
Cellular component (GO): nucleus
Molecular function (GO): DNA binding; histone demethylase activity
Source: RefSeq, a predicted model, not a curated record
CACCAUAACAGGUCAUCCAACCUUGCUAGUGGCUAGCACGGCGGCUAAUACGGCUACAACACAUAAAGACGACGUUAGAUUAUUCGUAAGAAGAGUGGGAUCCGGUAAAACGAAGCAUAAUGGUUACUGUUUCUUUACCAAAUGACUCCGAAUAACCCAAGGAAGCUAUCGGCGGCCAUUCCGCUCAACUUACUUUUUUUAGCUAACGCUAAUGUUAGCUGCGCAAUGGCAGGUUGUAGCUAAACUGAUUUUAGCCAAGGAAAUUAGCUGGAUGCUAGUUUGCCGUUGCCUCAAAUGCCUCAAUGAAUGGGGGUGGAUGCAAGAAGUCAUCACAAGGCAGCGAUGAACGCUCUCUACUACUAGCCCCUUCCUUGUUGUGGUUGGCUGGCUGGCACGUUACACUUGUUCGCAAAAGUGGACGCAAAGUCUGGAGACUGUCGAUUGAGGAGGAUUACGUUAGCUGGCUAAAGGACAUUACCAGCUAGCUAACCCAUGGACAAGUUUGUUGGUAACGCAUCAAUACGAAGAAGUCAUGCACUACUCAGUUUGCUACAUAGAUGUAGCAACGUUAGCUUGCGGAACAUAACAUCGCAUUCAUCGCUGUAACAGGCGGCGUGUUUUGGUUUGUCUCUUCAAACUUCUCAUGAAAUUGCGCGAUCAACCCUGGCAGGAGUUUCCACUGCAGAGCUGAGUUUCGGUAAAGCUGUCGAUCGUGAGAAUGGAUGAUGGCGUUUCGGACUGACCCUACCCUAUGUCCCAGGUAGGGGAGUGGUGGUGGAGAGUCCUCGGCCUGGCCUUGCCGGCUGUGAACGGGCGGUGGGAAAACAUUAAUCUGCUAGUGUAUUUAUUCAUUUACUGUCAGAUCAGAUUAUGGUUCGCCAUUAAACUCGAGAUGCUCCGUCACUGAAGUAAUUUCUUAUUUGAAAGAUCAUGAGGGACACAGAGGAAGUUCCCCAAGAAGACUAUUGAGAACAAUCAUGGACUCUUGAACUCCACUCGGCGCAUUUUAUUCAGUAAUAUUAUUUUAGAGCCUGUUUAACUGGAUCCACCUCAACAUGUCUGGGUUUGCUGAGUUCGUCCCCCCUCCCGAAUGUCCAGUUUUUGAGCCGAGUUGGGAGGAUUUCUCGGAUCCGUUAGGAUUUAUCAACAAGAUCCGACCCAUUGCGGAGAAAACUGGCAUCUGCAAGAUCCGACCCCCAGAGGACUGGCAGCCUCCUUUUGCCUGUGAUGUACGCAACUUCCGCUUCACCCCUCGAGUGCAAAGGCUAAACGAACUUGAGGCCCUCACAAGGGUUAAGCUCAACUUUCUGGAUCAAAUCGCAAAGUUCUGGGAGCUCCAGGGCUCCAAGAUUCGAUUCCCUCAUGUGGAGAGAAAGAUCCUGGACCUCUAUCAGCUCAGCAAGAUUGUGUCAUCAGAAGGUGGCUUUGAAACUGUAUGUAAGGAGAAGAGGUGGUCCAUGGUGGCCAGCCGAAUGGGUUUCCCACCGGGAAAAGGCACCGGUUCUCUGCUGCGCUCACACUAUGAGAAAAUCUUGUACCCCUAUGAGCUCUUCCAGUCUGGAGCCACGUUAACUGGCAUCCAGAGACUGUAUGAUGAGGGAGAUGAUGUGGAGGAUAUAGAUGAGGGAGUUGGUGAGGAGGCAGUGGAGGAGGAGGAGCCAGAAGAAGAGGAGGAGGAGGAGGAUAAGGAAAAAGACCCAGAGUGUGAUUCAACGCAAAACAAAAAGCGACUUCUGCCUGAGAGGCGCUCCAGGCGCAUUAAAUCUGAGAGAGAAAACAAGGAGCCAAAAGGCCUCACAAUCUUCAGCACAAGUCCCAAGAUGGUGGGCUUGGAGAUUGUUUCAGCUGACGAUGGGUUCAACAAGAAGCAGCGUCACCUGAAGGCCCAGGCCUUUGCCAUCAAGAUGAGGCCUCGUAAGGAGACCCUGGAGGUUAACUUUAUCGACCUCUAUCUCUGCUUGGUGUGUGGCCGUGGCGACGAGGAGGACCGUCUCCUGCUGUGUGACGGCUGCGAUGACAGCUACCACACAUUCUGUCUGAUCCCGCCUCUGCAGGAUGUGCCCAAGGGUGACUGGCGCUGCCCAAAAUGUGUUGCUGAGGAGUGCAGUAAGCCAAGAGAGGCAUUUGGCUUUGAGCAGGGCGUCAGGGAGUACACUCUCCAGAGCUUCGGAGAGAUGGCCGACCAGUUUAAGUCCGACUACUUCAACAUGCCUGUGCAUAUGGUCCCCACAGAGUUGGUGGAGAAGGAGUUCUGGCGCCUGGUCAGCAGCAUCGAGGAAGAUGUCAUUGUGGAGUAUGGUGCUGACAUCAGCUCUAAGGAGGUGGGCAGUGGAUUUCCUAUGAGGGAUGGAAGAAGAAGGCUGCUGGGAGAUGAAGAGGAGUAUGCCAACUCAGGUUGGAACCUGAAUAACAUGCCAGUGCUGGAGCAAUCAGUCCUCACCCACAUCAAUGUGGACAUCUCAGGCAUGAAGGUGCCCUGGCUUUAUGUUGGCAUGUGCUUCUCCUCCUUCUGCUGGCACAUUGAGGACCACUGGAGUUACUCCAUAAACUUCCUCCACUGGGGUGAACCCAAGACUUGGUACGGAGUGCCAGCCUCUGCAGCCGAGCAGCUGGAGGCAGUCAUGAAGAAAUUGGCUCCAGAGCUUUUUGAUUCCCAGCCUGACCUGCUCCAUCAGCUGGUCACGAUCAUGAAUCCCAAUGUUCUCAUGGAGCAUGGUGUGCCUGUGUACAGGACCAAUCAGUGUGCAGGAGAGUUUGUGAUAACCUUCCCCAGAGCUUAUCACAGUGGUUUUAAUCAGGGCUACAACUUUGCAGAGGCUGUUAACUUCUGCACUGCUGACUGGUUGCCUAUGGGUCGUCAGUGUGUGGCUCAUUACCGCCGACUCCACCGCUACUGUGUCUUCUCUCAUGAUGAGCUGUUGUGCAAGAUGGCUGCCGACCCAGAGAGCCUUGAUGUGGAACUGGCCGCUGCAGUGUUUAAGGAACUGGGACAUAUGAUGGAGGAAGAGACAAAACUCAGACGAGCUGUGGAAGAAAUUGGAGUGCUGUCCUCAGAGCAGGAAAUAUUUGAACUGGUGCCAGACGAUGAGCGCCAGUGCUACAAAUGUAAGACUACGUGCUUCCUGUCUGCGCUGACCUGCUCCUGCAGCCCCGAUCAUCUGGUCUGUCUCCACCAUGCAGAGGACCUCUGCGAUUGUCCACUUAGCAACAAGUGUCUCCGAUACCGCUAUGAUUUGGAGGAGUUUCCAGCCAUGCUUUAUGGGGUCAAGACAAGAGCUCAAUCCUAUGACACGUGGGCAAAGAGGGUCACUGAGGCCUUGGCUGCAGAUCAGAAGAACAAGAAAGAUCUUAUAGAGCUCAAGGUUUUGCUGGAGGACGCAGAGGACAGGAAGUAUCCUGAGAACGCUCUGUUCCGUCGCCUUAGGGAGAUGGUCAAAGAGGCGGAGACAUGCUCCUCUGUAGCCCAGCUGCUGCUCAGCCGUAAACAGAGGCACAGUAGCCGUCUCCGUUCUGAGAACAGUCGUAACCGAACCAAACUAACAGUGGAUGAGCUUAAGGCCUUUGUGGAUCAGCUUUACAGGCUGCCCUGCAUCAUCAGCCAGGCCCACCAAGUCAAAGAGUUACUGGAGAAUGUGGAAGACUUCCAUGACCGUGCCCAGGUAGCUCUGUCAGACGAAAUGCCGGAUUCCUCCAAACUGCAGGCACUGUUGGACCUGGGAAGUGGCCUAGAUGUGGAGCUGCCCGAACUGCCCCGACUCAAACAGGAGCUCCAGCAGGCCCGCUGGCUCGACGAGGUGCGUGUCACUCUGGCUGAGCCCCAUCGGGUUACCCUGGAGCUGAUGAAGAGGCUCAUAGAUUCAGGGGUGGGCCUGGCACCGCACCACGCUGUGGAGAAAGCAAUGGCUGAGCUACAAGAAAUUCUCACGGUCUCAGAGAGAUGGGAGGAUAAGGCUCGUGCCUGCCUGCAGGCCAGGCCUCGACACAGCAUGGUCACCCUGGAGAGCAUCGUGCUGGAAGCUAGGAAUAUCCCAGCAUACCUCCCCAAUAUUCUGGCCCUCAGAGAGGCCCUGCAGAAGGCCAAGGAGUGGACAACCAAGGUGGAAGCCAUUCAGAGUGGCACCAGCUACGCCUACCUCGAGCAACUGGAAAGCCUGUUGGCCAGGGGACGCUCCAUCCCUGUCCGACUUGACCCACUUGCUCAAGUGGAGUCUCAGGUGGCUGCAGCCCGCGCCUGGAGGGAGAGGACUGCACGAACAUUUCUCAAAAAGAACUCCACGUAUACAUUGCUCCAGGUCUUAAGUCCUCGCGUGGAUAUCGGGGUUUAUGGCAACAGCAAAAGCAAAAGGAAACGUGUCAAGGAACUCAUGGACAAGGAGAGAGUAGGCUUUGACCCGGACACCCUGAGCGACCUGGAGGAUUCCCUCGAGGAGACACGAGAUCCUUCCACUGUUGUAGCAGCCUUCAAAGCCAAAGAGCAAAAAGAAGUAGAGGCCAUCCACUCACUCCGUGCUGCCAAUUUAGCCAAGAUGGCCAUGGCUGACCGCAUCGAGGAGGUCAAGUUCUGCCUGUGUCGGAAGACAGCCAGUGGUUUCAUGUUGCAGUGUGAGCUCUGUAAGGACUGGUUCCACGGAGCAUGUGUGCCUCUGCCCAAGACAGGAUCUCAGAAGAAAGUGGGUGUUGGCUGGCAGAGCAACAGCAAAGACUCAAAGUUUCUGUGUCCGCUUUGUCAGCGGUCGAGAAGGCCAAGACUAGAGACAAUCUUGUCGCUAUUGGUGUCGCUGCAGAAGCUACCAGUGCGUCUGCCUGAAGGAGAAGCUCUCCAGUGUUUGACAGAAAGGGCAAUGAGCUGGCAGGACCGAGCCCGUCAAGCAUUGGCCACUGAGGAGCUGUCCUCAGCCCUGGCAAAGUUGUCCGUGCUGAGUCAGCGCAUGGUGGAGCAAGCUGCAAGAGAGAAAACAGAGAAAAUCAUAAAUGCUGAGCUUCAGAAAGCUGCUGCUAACCCAGACCUGCAGGGCCAUAUUCAGACUUUUCAGCAGUCAGGUUUCAGCAGAGCCACAUCACCUCGUCCUUCUGUGGACUACGACGAUGAGGAGACCGACUCAGACGAGGACAUAAGGGAGACCUACGGUUAUGAUAUGAAGGACCCGGGUGAGGUGAAGCCCUACCUGUUCUGUGAUGAGGAGAUUCCUGUUAAAUCAGAAGAGGUGGUCAGUCACAUGUGGCCAGCUGUCACGCCCUCGUUCUGCGCUGAGCAUGCCUACUCCUCAGCCUCAAAGUCCUGUGUGCAAAAUCUAGGAACACCCAGAAAGCAGCCAAGAAAGACCCCUCUGGUCCCUCGCAGCCUGGAGCCGCCAGUACUCGAGCUGUCCCCGCAGGCCAAGGCCCAGCUGGAGGAGCUGAUGAUGCUGGGAGACCUGCUGGAGGUCUCCCUGGAUGAGACCCAGCACAUCUGGAGGAUUCUGCAGGCCACACACCCCCCAUCUGAGGAGAGAUUCCUGCAGGUUAUGGAGCCUGAAGACUCUCUAAUGGAAAAGCCUCUAAAGAUUAAGAUUAAGGACUCUGAGAAGAAAAGGAAACGAAAAUUGGAAAGAGCUGAGCACCAUCACAUGCUCAUGGCUGCUGCCACUGCUGGUGGGGGCUCAGCAAUGGGCGAAAUACGACCGGUCAAGUCCAAAGAACUGAAAAGAGUUGGCCUAGAGCUCAGCUUGGGUGGAAAACCCAAGAAAAAGAAACUCAAACUCAACCUCGACAAGAACCGGGAGAUGAAGCAGUUGGCAAAGCGGUUGGCGAAGGAAGAAAAAGAGAGGAAGAGGAAGGAGAAGGCUGCCGCCAAGGCAGAGGCCAUCAGGGAGAGCCUGGAGAAGAGGAAGGAGAAAAAGAUUCUUGACAUUCCCUCCAAGUACGACUGGUCUGGAGCUGAGGACUCCAACGACGAGAACGCUGUGUGUGCAGCCAAGAACUGCCAGCGACCCUGCAAAGAUAAGGUGGACUGGGUGCAGUGCGACGGUGGCUGUGACGAGUGGUUCCACCAGGUGUGUGUGGGCGUGUCAUGUGAAAUGGCGGAGAACGAGGACUACAUCUGCGUGGACUGCUCCUGCAAGGUCGCAGAGGGGAGCGGAGGGAUGACCAUGGAGGCGGUGGCGGAGGAGAGCAUCGUAGUGCUGACGACGGCGAUGUGCAGCGGCAGCAACAGCAACCUGCAGGGUCUGCCGUCGUCCUCCGUGGUGGCCUCGUGGUCCCACACGUCCUCUGCUUCACACCCGAACCCAACAGCCUCACAUCAGCAGCAGCAUGAGCCUCAGGAGGGCAGUUAGCAUUAAAAAAACAAAAAGACUGAGUUUGAAUACCGUACCUCACAAAACCUAGUGGCCGGGCUAAUGUUUUAACCUGUCAGCCUGUACAGGAUCAGAGAGAGAGAAUUAACACUGAGUUUUAGGAGAAGACCGACACACCAGGGAGGCUGCAUCUGGAUCACAGAGCACAACAGAUAAAGAAGAGAAGCGUCUGUCAGAUGGAAAAGAGAAGAUUGUCAGUGCUCAAACAGGCCUCCGCCCCCUCUCAGCUGUUGUAGGUCUAGAAACUCCCACCAGCUACUUCCUGGUCCUCCUCCUUUCUCUACAAUAACAAGCCAUCCGUACACUUAACUACAACCAGACACACUCUUACUCCAGCUGUCGUAUCCAGUGCAAAUAAACAAAUAUGUUCCCGGUCGUGUUUUACUGGACAUCCUGAACGUCUGCCUGACCCUUUGGGACUGUAACAUCUGAAUAUGUAGGACUCCAGACUAGGAAAAAGAAAUGUUUGUAAUGUAGUGGGAUUAUUUAUAAUGUAUAUAGCUUUUAAGCAAUUAAACAAAUGGGUUGUGGCUUUUUUGUUUUCUCACCUUUAAUAAAUUGUUCCUAGUCAAAUGA